Molecule: messenger RNA, 1706 nt
Organism: Lotus japonicus
Lineage: Eukaryota; Viridiplantae; Streptophyta; Magnoliopsida; Fabales; Fabaceae
Product: soyasapogenol B glucuronide galactosyltransferase-like
Exons: 1
Coding region: 82-1566 (494 amino acids)
Molecular function (GO): UDP-glycosyltransferase activity
Source: RefSeq, a predicted model, not a curated record
GUGUAGGAGCUAUAGCUUCAACUUCACAACAAUCUUCAUCGAUCUAGACUAUUCUUGAUCGAGAUAGUGAUCGCCACUACUAUGACCAGUGAUGUUGGAGAAGCUGAAAUGCUAAAGGCCGUUUUUCUUCCAUUUCCAAUGACAAGUCACACCAUUAACAUCGUUGACACGGCGAGGCUCUUUGCCAUGCACGACGUGGAUGUCACCAUAAUCACCACACCAGGCAACGCCCAAAUUUUCCAAACCUCCAUUGACCACCAUGAUUCAGGCCACAUUCGAACUCAUCUCGUUAACUUCCCACAAAUCCCUGGUCUGCCAAAAGGGUUUGAAAUCUUAAACUCUCACACUCCUCCACACUUAGUCCCUCAUAUCUUCAAGGGACUUUCACUCCUCCAAGACCCGAUUCAACAACUCUUUGCUACCAUGAAACCUGAUUUCAUCGUCUCUGACAUGUUCUUCCCUUGGUCCGCCAAUGCCGCAGAGGAAUCGGGGAUUCCGCAUCUAAUUUAUCUCGUUGGAGGCUACAUUGCCAUGUCUGCACACAACUCUGUCGAACAAUUUGCACCUCACACCAAGGUGGACUCUGAUUCCGAGCCUUUUCUGCUUCCUGGGUUGCCCCACAAGCUGCAGAUGACAAGAUUGCAGUUGCCAUUUCACGCUAGAGAACACAACGUUCUCGCUCAUACAAUGAAGGCUGUGCACGAAUCAAUAAAGAAGAGCUAUGGUUCAUUAGUAAAUAGCUUCUCUGAGAUUGAUGGAAUUUAUGAGGAGCAUUACAAGACAACCACAGGAACCAAGAGCUGGGGCAUUGGACCAGCUUCUUUGUGGGUAAGCCAAGAUGCUUCGGAUAAAGAUGUUAGAGGGUGUGCCAUCAAAGAAGAACGAGAACCAGGAGGGUGGCGUAGUUGGCUUGAUUCAAAAACAGAGGACUCUGUUCUUUAUGUGUGUUUUGGGAGCAUGAACAAGUUCAGCACUUCCCAGCUUGUUGAAAUAGCUCAUGCCCUUGAGGAAUUUGGCCAUGAUUUCAUCUGGGUUGUUGGGAAAUUUGAAGAACAAAGUGAAAAUGAGGGUGAAAACGGUUUCUUGAAGGAAUUUGAGAACAGAGGAUAUCUAAUAAGGGGUUGGGCGCCGCAGCUUUUGAUACUGGAGCACCCUGCGAUUGGAGGUGUGGUGACUCACUGUGGGUGGAACACUACUCUUGAAAGCAUCAUUGCAGGGUUGCCAAUGGCAACGAUGCCUCUUUUUGCAGAGCAGUUUUACAAUGAGAAGUUGUUGGUGGAUGUGCUGGGAAUUGGGGUUUCUGUUGGAGUGAAGAAAUGGAAAAACUGGACUGAGGUUGGGGAUGAGAUAGUGAGGAGGGAGGACAUAGUGAAGGCAAUUGCUUUGUUAAUGGGUGGUGGAGAAGAGGCUUUGGAAAUGAGGAGAAGAGUCAGAGCACUUAGUGAUGCUGCAAAGAAAACUAUCCAGCCUGGUGGUUCUUCCCAUACCAAGGUCAAAGGGCUGAUCGAUGAGCUGAAGGCAUUCAAAUUGCAAAAGGUCUAUCACAAAAUAAAUGGUGUGGCUUAGGGUCUUAGGGAAAGUUUCUAUUUUGAGUGUAUUUAUAUCAUGUUUGUGUCUUGGUUUGGUUGAUUUUGUUGGUUAUGUUACAUGGGAUGAUUUCAUUAUUCUUUAGUUUGUAAAUCUUAAAAUGUGGAUUGAUUUGUCCA